Molecule: messenger RNA, 321 nt
Organism: Gaeumannomyces tritici R3-111a-1
Lineage: Eukaryota; Fungi; Ascomycota; Sordariomycetes; Magnaporthales; Magnaporthaceae
Exons: 1
Source: RefSeq, a predicted model, not a curated record
AAAGCUUUUAAAGCAAAAAUAAUAUUGGAACCGUACAAAGGGACCCCGGGGGAUAUAAAUAUUCCAGCUUUUAAAAAGCCGGUUAUUUGCUUUAAGUACGGGCAGUUAGGCCAUAUUGCUGCAGCAUGCAAAAUACGGACGGAUAACCCGGAAACCCCGUUGGCCCCAGCGAUUAUACAAAGGGCGAAGGGGAAAAGGCCCGAAGUACGGUGUUACGGGUAUGGGGAAUUGGGCUAUAUCCGGCCGGCGUGCCCCAAAAAAAGCAAAAUAUCGCUACUUAAUUCGAUACCGCUAUUUAGCCGUUUAAAUACCGGGGUUUAA